Molecule: messenger RNA, 2093 nt
Organism: Pyricularia grisea
Lineage: Eukaryota; Fungi; Ascomycota; Sordariomycetes; Magnaporthales; Pyriculariaceae
Exons: 3
Coding region: 258-1748 (496 amino acids)
Biological process (GO): proteasome-mediated ubiquitin-dependent protein catabolic process
Cellular component (GO): proteasome regulatory particle
Source: RefSeq, a predicted model, not a curated record
CAGCUCCUGCCCUCACACCUACCUUCUCCCAUACCAUCCCGCCGCCCAAGCAAUAUCUCAUUCAUCAUCAACCUCGACGUCGCAUCUGCCCGCCGAACUACUCCGGAAAUACCACAACCCAUUUGUUACGCAAUCCGAUCCAUUAGAUACUCGCUUCACUGCCGACUUUGAAACUCGCCUUUUCCUGGGGAUACGACUCGAUCGAACCCUCCAUACCCAACAACAGGAAAUAGCAAACCUGUCGACAAGCAACAACCAUGGGCUCGGAUCCCCAAUACGCAAAAUGGCCGCUGUUGCCACUCGCACAGCACGUCUUUACCCUUACAAACUCGUAUGCAGGCGGGGCAGCCCAGCAGGCGGCGGCCAAGAGCCUGCAGGAUGCCAUCAACGAGCACAAAAUGGCCCCGCUGUACAGGUACCUGGCGCACCCGAUCGAGGGCAUCCUCAACGUCGUCGGCGAGGGUGGCUCAAGCGCCCCCGGAAAGCCCCUAAGCAGGAAGUCCAGCGCCGUCGGCAUGAUCUCAACCAACAGGCCCAUAACCAGCGUAAACCUGACCUGGGAUGAGGGUCUCUACCAGAAGCUCAAAGCGGAUAAUGAUGCCGAGCUAGAAGAGUUUCAAAAGGAAGAGGACGAAGCUGUUGAGAAGGCCGGUGAGACAGAAAUUCAGGCUGCAAGGGGAAAGAGGGCUGAUUUCUGGGCGAGAGUUGGCGACAAGGAGAAAGCAAUCGCUGCCUACGAGCUGGUCUUUGAGAACACCGGAAUCCUGGGAACCAAGAUCGAUUUGGUACUAGCAAUAAUCCGCAUGGGUCUUUUCUACGGUGACAAGCAGUUGGUGAAGAAGCAGGUUGAGCGGGCCAAGACACUGGUCGAUGCCGGCGGUGACUGGGACCGCCGUAACCGCCUCAAGGCGUACGAGGGUAUCCAUCUUCUUACCGUCCGCUCCUACAGCCUUGCCGCCCCUCUCCUCCUCGACAGUCUGUCGACCUUUACUUCAUACGAGCUCUGUACCUACACAAACCUGGUUGUAUACUCGGUUCUUGCAGGCUCUGUCAGUCUCAAGCGUGUCGAGUUCAAGUCCAAGGUCGUGGACGCCCCCGAGAUCAAGGCCAUCCUUGGCGACGGCGAGGACAAGCUGCUUGCACUGACAGGGGCCAUCUCGGCUGGUCCCGGGGCUGAUGACGAGAUGUCCGACGGCUCGCCCAGCGGGGCGGCCGCCCCGAGCAAAGCCUCGGGCGCCACUGCUGUCGUCAACCUCACUACUCUCGGCACCGGUACUGACCAACCCGAUGCCGAGCUUGCCGUCGACUUCUCGCCGCUGGCUCAGCUUGUCAGCAGCCUGUACACGGGCAACUACAAACAAUUUUUCCAGGCAUUGGCCCUUGUAGAGGAGCAGUUCUUGACCCAGGACCGUUACCUGCAUGAGCACAAGAACUGGUUCAUCCGGGAGAUGCGUCUUCGUGCUUACCAGCAACUCCUGCAGAGCUACCGUGUCGUUGGUCUCGACAGCAUGGCUAACGACUUUGGCGUCACGAUUGAGUUCCUUGACCGCGAUCUGGCCAAGUUCGUCGCCGCCGGUCGCAUAUCAUGCACCAUUGAUCGCGUCACGGGCAAGGGCAUCAUUGAGACGAACCGCCCCGACGACAAGAACAAGCAAUAUCAGGAUGUAGUCAAGCAGGGUGAUCAGCUGAUCACUAAACUGCAAAAGUACGGCCAGGCAGUAAGGCUGCGUGGUAGCGAGAGGGCGUAAUUUCGAGGUAAUCAGGAUCGAAACUGAGGAUCAGAUACCGAGGGUGGGAAGCCCGGCUCUUCAGUUUCAGAGAUAACCCAUCCAGCAUUUGUAUUCUCGUUCAGAAGGGGAGGGACCAGGAUAGCUGAAAUAAGGGUUCACAGAGAUUUCCUACACAUGCUUUGAUGGUCACACUGGGCGAGAUAGACCGAGGAAACCGGAUUGGAGACAGGCGCAAUGGAAAUUGGGUGAAGGGCAAGGGGCUGACAUUGUGUCGUCAUCUAAAUGUAUGAUAAAUAGACAAGACAACCGAAAUAAUCCCAGGAAAGGACUUCACACAAUGGGGUCUUUUCAAUUUGCACUCCA